This is a messenger RNA of Drosophila virilis, 1142 nucleotides long. Its product is annotated as succinate dehydrogenase assembly factor 2, mitochondrial. Gene Ontology annotation, cellular component: mitochondrion. Gene Ontology annotation, biological process: mitochondrial electron transport, succinate to ubiquinone; mitochondrial respiratory chain complex II assembly; tricarboxylic acid cycle. NCBI's taxonomy places the organism in Eukaryota, Metazoa, Arthropoda, Insecta, Diptera, Drosophilidae. The record is from RefSeq and is a predicted model, not a curated record.
ACAUUUUUACAGCCCUGGCUUCGAACAGCUGUUCAUUAUUGCGUACUUUAUAACUGUGCACAGAUAAAUAAAAUGUUGCGUCAACUUUUGUGCUCCACAGCUGCGCGCCGUCUGCUGCUGCCGCUGGCCACGCCCAAACGCUGUCUGAGCAGCAAACCAAAUGGUCUCGACAAAAGCGAGUACUCCACGCCUCCCGAGGUGAUUGACUACGAGGAUCCGGAAGGUUUGCCGGUGCCGGAGUAUCCAGUGCGACCCGACGAGCCACUCGCGACACGCAAGCAGCGGCUUUUGUAUCAGUCGCGCAAACGCGGCAUGUUGGAGAAUGAUCUGCUGCUGAGCACCUUUGUGGCAAAGUAUCUGAAGGAUUUCGACGAGGAUGAGACCGCGCUGUACGACAAGCUCAUCAAUGGGGUUAGCAACGAUUGGGAUAUCUAUUAUUGGGCCACGGAAACAAAGCCCACGCCGCCCGAAUAUGAUACGGAUAUUAUGAAAUUGUUGAAGCAGCAUGUCAAGAAUACGGAGCGUGUGCAGCGCAUUAGGCAGCCGGAUUUGUAGAUUAGUAUUAUAUAAUAAUAUAAACUGUAUAUUAGAUAAUCCAAGUGCUUGUUAAUGGUAUGUUUUUUUUUUCUGUGCUACAAACAAUGUGAAAUAAACUUAAAAUAACAGCUGUGAGUUCUGUUAACUUUAACAGCUGUUGCAAUGUUAACGCGGAUCAAAAGAAGUACAAAAAUUGUCUUGUUUUUAGCUUUCUUGAAAUACACAUAUGUUGACAUGUAUAUAUAUAUAUGCAUACGUAUAUGUAUAUUUAAACGAUGUCAGUUGUAUAUACUUAUCGAUUAAGUUUUAGUUGCUACUACAGCGAAAUAUUACACUUAAAACUUUUGCUCUUAUGAAAAAUUCAUCGAAAUUUGUUUUGCAUUUUUUUUGUCGCACCCAAAUAUAAAUUGGGGCUCAGCUCGGAUAUUGUUCACAUCUCGCAAUAAGUAUAAUGAAUUUUAGUUUAUUUGAAUUGUUCACAAUGUUUCAGUUAGCUAUAUAUAUUGUUGUUUUUUUUUUCUCAGAUUGCAUUUGAUUUAAGCGAUUAAAUUGUUGUAAACUCUAGUUUAAAGUUAAAUGAACGUACAGCUUUUAAAUAUGCUAAA